Molecule: messenger RNA, 3939 nt
Organism: Guyanagaster necrorhizus
Lineage: Eukaryota; Fungi; Basidiomycota; Agaricomycetes; Agaricales; Physalacriaceae
Exons: 7
Coding region: 1-3939 (1312 amino acids)
Biological process (GO): endosomal transport; endocytosis
Cellular component (GO): cytoplasm; plasma membrane
Molecular function (GO): protein binding; calcium ion binding
Source: RefSeq, a predicted model, not a curated record
AUGACCGCCAAUUUUCAGGCCACGGCGGGCGAACUCUCGCUCGUCACACGAAUAUUCGCUCAAUCUGACCCAAAGAAAACGGGAUUCUUGUCUGGAGAUGUUGCUGUACGAGUCUUUGGUGGAGCCAAGCUUCCGCCCACGGUUCUCGGGGAAAUAUGGAAUAUUGCAGAUGAUGAAAACCGGGGGUCGUUGAAUACUAAAGGUGUGGCAGUAGCAAUCAGGCUCAUAGGAUGGGCGCAGAAGGGUGAAAAAGUUACUCCUGCUCUUGUUAAUCAAGCUGGACCUUUGCCAACUAUUGAGGGUAUUUCAGGUGUUUCUACUCACAAUACUGGACUAUCAAUACCUCGCUCGCCGCCACCAGUCUCUGGAUUACCUCCAUUUACUGCCCAGGAUAAGGCCAAGUUCCAAAAUAUGUUCCUGAAGUCCGGGCCUACAAACGGACUUCUCAGUGGUGAACAGGCUCGCGAUAUUCUUUUAAAGUCAAAAUUGCCAAAUGAUAAACUCGGUCAAAUUUGGAAUCUCGCAGAUACCCGUAAUCGUGGCUCGCUCGACGCAGUCGACUUCGCUAUUGCGAUGUAUUUCGUACAAGGAGCAAUGUCCGGGCAAAUUACCACUAUCCCCCCGGUGUUAUCACCUGCUUUGUACCAACAGGCUUCAGGAUUUCCGGCGACACAGAGCGCCAUCCGAGCUCAAACGACAGGGACCAGUGGCUCUUUCAGCCCUAUCAAUAGCACUUUCUCUCAGAGAAGCGUGCAGUCUCAGUACACAGGGCAGAACCAGCUACCUUUACAGCCAGAUGUCACAGGCGGUUUUCCGGCACGCAGGGGUCCUCCUGUACCUCCUCAUCUUCCUGCACGGCCUAGUCCCUCACAAGUUGGAUCCGGGGCGUUUGGCCGGUCCAGUGUGAGCACCCAUUGGGAUAUCACACCGGCGGAGAAGGCCAAUUCCGACAAGUUCUUUGAUAACCUCGAUUCUCAGAGACGGGGCUACAUUGAAGGUGAUGUUACCGUACCAUUCAUGCUCGAGUCACAACUUGGUGAGGAAGAUUUGGCCCGAGUUUGGGACCUUGCUGAUAUUAACAACGAUGGUCGCCUCACGCGUGAUGGCUUCGCCGUUGCUCUCUAUCUCAUCAAAAAGAAGCUGGCGGGCAUCGAUGUACCUAUAACUCUGCCCCCGACUUUGGUACCGCCUUCCAUGCGCAAAGCUGAUGGGGCCUCUGCAUUCUCACCUGCGCCUGCACCUUCUCCCCCUCCUUCAGCACGAGAGCCCGCUAUUGAUCUGCUGUGGGAUGACACGCCAGCCCAACCAGUGUCCACUGCUGCUCCCUCUCGAGCGUUCAGCAUUCCCCUCCAGCCAACAGGCCCUCAAACCUCUGCGGCUGGCUCAUCGUUCAACUCGCCCUCUCAACCUCAGCCGGCGGCCCAAGACCCAUUCCGUUCCUCACCCUUUGGAUCCGGAUCUGCGAAGGAUCUACUCAGUGAUGAUGAUGACGUCCAAGCUGCGCCUCCUCGAUUGCACGAUCAAUCUGCUGAGAUCGGUAACACUCAAAACCAGCUUAACUCCACGAACCGAUCAUUGGAAACCGCCAAGACCAACCGAGCUUCUGUUGAACAAACUCUUGCUAACCAGGCUGCUCAAUUAAGUGCACUUCAGACUCAGCUUUCGUCGGCAAAGGCUGCCUAUGAGACAGAAACGAAACUAUUAUCAACUCUCCGGGAUCGUCUGAACACUCAGACGGCGGAAAUUCAGAAGACCCGGGAGACCCUUAUCAGUGCAGAAAGUGACUUGAGCGCUGUUCGAGUUGAAAAGGCAGAGGUUGAAGGUGCCUUUUUGCGGGACAAAGAAGAGGCUAGGGAGUUGCAUCGUAGGAUGUUGGAAGUUAGCCAACAAGCUGACACAUUGAAGGCGGAGAUGGAGAAAUCCAAGAAAGAAGCGAAACAGCAGAAGGGAUUGCUCGCAAUUGCGAAGAAGCAGCUGAGCACUAAGGAGGCUGACAGAGCCAAGGCCGAGAAGGAGUUGCAAGAGGCUAAUGCCGAGUUGGCUGCGGUGAAUAAGGAGAAGAUAGAGACGGAGAUGCAGAUUGCAGAGUUGGAUGCUGCUCCGAUCAUUGCACCUGCUCCAGAACGGGCACUUUCGUCGGACUCGCUGGCUUUUGCUGCGUCGCAUGCUUUGCCUGUUACACCUGAUCCGACAAGUCCAGCUGUUAGCACGAAGAGCAACAACCCCUUCGAUAGGCUUGCACUGUCUUCUGGUCAUUCGACUCCACGCUCAGAAUCUCCUUUUAUGCCGUUUGCGGCUACCUCUCUUCCAAGCCCGCCCACCGGCGCCCCUAGUUCAAACGUCGCUGCUGACAGUGGUGAUCACUUUGGUUUCUCUCAAGCAUUCGAAAGCUUGGACGUACCGCCCGAACUGGCGGUGUUGGAUGCUACUAAGGCUCCUAUUGAAGAACCGGAAGCAUCCACUCCAAAAUUGCCUGCUGCCGAGGUGCCUAAUGGACUACCAACAUCGGAAGCGCCCAUUUCGCCCGGUUCCGCUAGUGAGACCGAGGUUUUUACUACUCCACCUACGACAUCUGCAGGUCUCCUAGAAUCCGCUAAUGGCAAACAAUCGACAUUGGAAGUUACGUCAUCCAAAUUUCCCCCCCUUGAUGAACCUGUUACUGUUGCGCCUACUCCCGAAAGCGAUGUUCCUACGGAGCCUUCAAGGAAGUCUGGAGAUCACACAGAUUUGAGAGCCCAGCUGAAAGAAAUUGACUUGGAAGAAUCGGAUAGUGACAGUGAAGAAGACGAAGUCCCGCUGGCACUACUGGCCAAGUCGAGGACGUUGUCGGAAAGCCCCUCUGCGGCUUCUGCACCUUCGCCAGCUGUGACAAAUGGAACUGCGGUUCCCCCCGCUUCGUCAUUUGAUGAUAUUUUCGGUGUCGGCUCUUCGCCUUCUCCAGCCGCUACUACUAUCCCGACAACAGAGGCGGAUGCGUUUGGAGUACCUAUCAAAAAGUCGCCAAGUCCUUUUGAUACGUCCGACGUCUUUUCCACGUCGUCUACGGAUAAAUCACAGAACCGUGCCGUAUCGGGAGUCAAUGUGUUCGACGAGGCAAUGGGCAAAUUGCCCAGCACAGGACCGUCGCCCACUCAGUUCAGCUUUGACUCUGCGUUUGAUGACAAUUUCGACUUUGGAGCCUCAAGAGAACCAAAGUUCCCGCCUGCUCCUAAAACCGUCAAUGGUAGUGCUACUUCGCCACUACCCGCGCCCACCAAAGAUGAUGGUUUUGAUUCUCUAUUUGCAACGUCUACCGUUGUUACAGCUAACGGAAAUCACACGUCUGCGCCGGCUCCAGAUCGCGUACCUACGCCUACUCCUGUAGCCACGCUAGCUACAACCUCCUCUGCAGCCACGGUAGAGCCCUCUGGACCGUCAUUUGAUGAUGUAUUCUCAGGCUUCAACCCAUCUCCGCCAUUGAAUUUAGACACGACGUUAACGGCGACCCCAGCAAAGAUCUCUGAGUCACCGAAGCCCCUCCCUACGAGUACGUCCCCACCGGGGUCCCUGUCUUCUCUCCAGGGCGGCCCCCCCGUCUCGCCCCCUUUAAGAGAAAGGACACCACCACCACGCAUCAGCUCGCCCAAGCCCCGACCUUCGACGUCGUCCUCUAGUAAGGAAGGACAUGAACUUAAGCCUCCUACGACACGACAUUCGAAACUCAGUAUACGACUACCAUUUGGGAAGAAGAAGAAACACGAGGCUGUGGUCCCUCCACCAUCUCAAUUCCUGACGCCCCCUACUGAAGAGCCAAGGAGCACGUCUCCUGCUAGCGACGACGAUGUUGAGUCCGUCAAGCAGCUGACGGCCAUGGGCUUCAGCCGAACACAGGCAGUUACAGCCCUUGAACAGUACGGCUAUGAUGUUCCACGUGCCUUGAAUAGUCUGCUUGGUCAAUAA